Leptonychotes weddellii (Weddell seal) is the source of this 5490-nucleotide messenger RNA. It is a transcript of the gene KLHL6, whose product is annotated as kelch like family member 6. Gene Ontology annotation, molecular function: protein binding. Lineage: Eukaryota; Metazoa; Chordata; Mammalia; Carnivora; Phocidae. Gene Ontology annotation, biological process: germinal center formation; B cell receptor signaling pathway. The record is from RefSeq and is a predicted model, not a curated record.
CCUGAAGCUUGGGCGCUCCUUCAGUCUGGAUGUUGAUGGCAGGACAAAGGGGCGCCUGGACCAUGGGCGACGUGGUAGAGAAGAGUUUGGAAGGGCCUCUGGCACCUUCUACAGAUGAGCCCUCCCAGAAGAAGGGAGACCUGGUAGAAAUCUUAAAUGGGGAUAAGGUAAAAUUCGAUGACACGGGACUCUCCUUAAUCCUGCAGAAUGGCCUGGACACCCUCCGUGUGGAAAAUGCUCUGACUGAUGUCAUCUUGUGUGUGGACAUUCAGGAAUUCUCCUGCCACCGCGUGGUGCUUGCUGCGGCCAGCAACUAUUUCAGGGCCAUGUUCUGCAACGAUUUAAAGGAAAAGUAUGAGAAGAGGAUCAUUAUCAAAGGGGUCGAUGCUGAGACCAUGCACACUCUUCUGGACUACACCUACACCAGCAAGGCGCUGAUCACCAAGCAGAAUGUGCAGCGGGUCCUGGAAGCUGCUAACCUCUUUCAGUUCCUGCGGAUGGUGGAUGCCUGUGCCAGCUUCCUAACAGAAGCCUUGAACCCCGAAAACUGUGUUGGAAUACUGAGGCUGGCGGACACACACUCCUUGGACAGUCUGAAGAAGCAGGUUCAAAACUACAUCAUUCAAAACUUUGUGCAGAUUCUGAACUCUGAGGAGUUCCUCGAACUUCCUGUGGAUACUCUGUACCACAUCUUGAAGAGUGAUGACCUCUAUGUAACUGAGGAGGCUCAGGUGUUUGAGACUGUGAUGAGCUGGGUCCGGCACAAACAGUCAGAACGACUCUGCUUGCUUCCCUAUGUCCUUGAGAAUGUGCGCUUGCCACUUCUGGACCCGUGGUACUUUGUGGAGACGGUGGAGGCAGAUCCUCUUAUCAGACAGUGCCCAGAGGUCUUCCCACUGCUUCAGGAAGCCAGGAUGUACCACCUUUCAGGCAAUGAGAUCAUUUCGGAGCGCACCAAGCCCAGGAUGCAUGAGUUUCAGUCUGAGGUAUUCAUGAUCAUUGGUGGCUGCACGAAGGAUGAACGGUUUGUGGCGGAGGUUACCUGCCUGGACCCCUUGCGGCGCAGCCGCCUGGAGGUGGCCAAGCUCCCCAUGACGGAGCAUGAGCUGGAGAGUGAUAAUAAGAAGUGGGUGGAAUUUGCAUGCGUCACAUUAAAAAAUGAGGUCUACAUCUCAGGUGGCAAAGAAACACAGCACGAUGUUUGGAAAUAUAAUUCUUCAAUCAACAAAUGGAUUCAAAUUGAGUAUUUGAACAUAGGCCGCUGGAGGCAUAAGAUGGUGGUGUUAGGUGGCAAGGUCUAUGUGAUUGGAGGUUUUGAUGGCUUGCAGAGGAUCAACAACGUGGAGACCUACGACCCCUUCCAUAACUGCUGGUCAGAGGCAGCGCCCCUUCUCGUCCACGUCAGUUCCUUCGCAGCCACCAGCCACAAGAAGAAGCUCUAUGUGAUUGGGGGCGGACCCAAUGGGAAACUGGCCACAGACAAGACUCAGUGUUAUGACCCUUCAACUAAUAAAUGGAGUUUAAAGUCGUCCAUGCCAGUGGAGGCUAAAUGCAUCAAUGCAGUCAGUUUCCAGGAUCGCAUCUAUGUUGUUGGAGGGGCCAUGAGAGCGCUGUACGCCUACAGCCCCCUGGAGGACAGCUGGUGCCUGGUGACCCAGCUCAGCCACGAGAGGGCCAGCUGUGGCAUCUCGCCCUGCAACAACCGCCUCUACAUCACCGGGGGGCGGGACGAGAAGAAUGAGGUCAUCGCCACUGUGCUGUGCUGGGACCCUGAGGCCCAGAAACUAACAGAGGAGUGCGUCCUGCCCCGGGGGGUGUCGCACCACGGCAGCGUCACCAUCAGGAAGUCUUACACCCACAUCCGGAGGAUCGUGCCCGGGGCUGUGUCGGUGUGACUGCACGAGGGCGCAGGGCAGGGCCGCGGGGGCUCGGGACCGGGUGCCGGGAGACCUUCCUCCUCAUCUGUCGCCGGGUUCGUGCCACUAAAGACAGCAGGCUGGGCUUGAGCUACAGGCCCUACACCUGGGCUCCCCGUGGCUUCCCGUGGGACUCCUUGGAAGUCACAGCUUUGGGACACUCUAGACCAGCCAGGAAUGUUUGCGUGACCUACCUCAGGAGGAAAGAAGAAGAAUAUUUAACAUUCAGGACACACCUGUCCCAUGCCAGGUUCUGUGCCAGGCACUUGUGUAUAUCAAUUCAUUUAACCAUAAUGACCUGCUGACUGGAUAUUAUCACUUCAGUUUUACAGGCGAGGAAACUGAGUUUCAGAGACGCUAAGGGUUUUGCCCCUGGUCACUCUGAUUGUAAGUAGCUAAGCCAGGAAUCUAAACCCAGGUCUUUUCCAUUGCAAGGUCAGUGGUGUUCUGUCAUGCUGUCUAUCUCCGAGUAGGAAACAAAAACUGGCUCAUUUUUUGUUCUGACAAGUUUGCUAAAGGAUUCACUCAGAAAGGCAGGGAAAUAAAAUUGUUUCUUUUUGUUCUUUUUUUCUUCUGUUAGAGCCUUCAGCUCCUUGUCAAGAGUGUCUCAUAUGUUGUUUUCUCUGACAGGACCGGGAGAUGGGUCUGGGAAGACCUAUAUGCUUUGGAAGAGAUAAAAGACUUUUCCCCUAUCGAAACCUCUAUUUCUUAUAUGUACCUUAUAGAGAUACAUUCAGACCAGAACUGUCAUCCCCAGACAGAAUUGUACCUUCAGCAGAGGGCACUGGCCUGGCCUCUUCGUGUCCAGCACCUGUAUUACAAUGUAGAAAGGAUUUUCCAGAGACUCAGAAUACUUUUUUUUUUUUUUUUUUAAUGUAAACAUCCCUCCACUACUGACCACUGCAGGAAUGGCUGAUUCUUUUUGAACUGUAUACUUUCUACCUUUUAGACUGUGAUUUGAGUCCUUGUGCCUGAGUCCUUGUCACCUUCCUGGAACCUUAGUUUUCAGGAUCCUUUGAAGCCCUUCUAUUUGGUUUUCAGAUCAGUCUGGCACAAUUUGGACUCAAAGAAUGGAGUCUGUCCUUCACUCUAAGAGAUAGAGCUUUCAGAUGAGCUCACUGGAAAUUCAUUCUAAUCCCCAAAUUGGGGAAACAGAUUAAGAGAUCCUGUUUCAUGUGCCGUACUUAAAAGCAGCAACAAUGGUAACAACAUAGUAACUGCAUUACCCAGUGUGUUUUAUUUUCAUCAUAUGAUUUUAAAUCUCUUUACAGAGUGUUAUUUCAUGGCAGAUGCAGCAGAUCGUGCUUGUACUUCUGAGUAGUUUGGGAAGUUAGAGAUAUUAGAGUUGAUAGUGUGUUGAAUUUUCAUAGAAAAGUUAUGGUUAGAAGAGGCUAAAGUUCAAAGCUGAUUUAAAAAAAAAAAGACUUGGAACAUUGCAAAUGAGAUUUCUAUGUACGCUUAGGUCAUUGAGAAUAAAUAUAAACACAUGUCGGUGUGUGAAAAGCUCUGUGCCUUGGGGUCAGGUUAGGUUUAGCUCCCUGCUCCGAAAAGCAGGAUGGGAAAAUACAAAUAUAUUUGUGGAAAUUUAGAACACAUUACAGUAAGUGAUGCACUUACUCAUGAGCACUAAUAAUCUUAAUGAAGCUUUCAACUGAAACAAUUUAAUCUAGUUCCAUUUAGCAAACAUUCAAGGUGUUCUUUCUGUUUGUCAAGCCUUGGGGACACCAAUGAAUAAGACAAAUUCCCCCCAACCAAGAAACACUCAAACCGGUAAACAGGCCACGAGUCGACAUUAUAAUUUUUCUUUUCAUCAAGUUAGAGAAAAAUGAGAUGUGUGAGGUUACAUCUAUGUCUUUAUUGCCCUCCCAGUGGUCAUCUUCGAAAGCUGUGCUCUUGGGUCAAUGAUGUGGCCAUUGCUUACAUAUUUGACUUUUUUUGAGAUCGCCUUCAGAAACUAUUUAUGAGCUAUAGAGAAAUCAUUUUCCCAAGACCAUUUCAGGGAAGAACUUCCAAGGAGGAUAUCCAAUGACAACAUCAAUGGCAUAUGCAGAGAGGGCCCCUCAGAAAAAGAGUGUCCCUUGUCAUGGCAGUCCUUUGAUAAGAGUAAUUAGCAAAUUUUGCGCCCAUCAGUGGAUCAGCCCUACUCUGGGAAAGUGAGGAUUUAGGAUCUUUGUGUUAUAAAUUUGGGUCUAACAUCAGGACCCAAGUAUCAGGACUAGUUCAGAAUAUCUAAAUGAAGACAAGGAAGGAUUCAGUGUGAUAUGUGACCAGAUAUGCAGGUGAAUUGUAAAAUCUCAGGUGCCUGGCUCUCAAAAAAUAGAGAUUCUCAAUAAUGGCAUGGGUUGGCAGACAGUUACAGCUGUUAAGGCUGUACAGAAUUCUGCACUUAAAGCUGCCAGUCAGCAGCUUUUAGGGAAAGAAAAGAGUUCAAGUAAUUUGGGGAAACUUUAAAAGCAUAUCGGGAUUUAAGCUUCUAGGCACUAGCUAGAGAUGGAAGCUCUUAAAAUCUAAUUUCCAUUCACAGAUAAUAAAAAAUUUAGUUUGUGUAGCUGUCAUAACCCAUCCCACCAGCAGGGGGAUGAGGCAGAUCGGUGCCAGAUGAGCCAGAGGCAAAGGGCCCCGGGGACUGAGGCAGGGCAUGUGGCUCAUCUUGGCCCAGCAGACUGGAUCUGGAAGCAGGUCGUGUGAGGGAACAGAGCGCCCCUGGCUGGGAGGAAGAGGAUGAGCUAGGAGGAGGAAAAGGAGGUCAGGUUUAAGGAUACAGGUCUAGAAAAUGAUACCAUGGUCCCUAGAGUUUGUGAGCAUGACUCCAUUCUCAAAGGCAAGGGAGAUAAGGAACAGGUGGUUCAGGCAAGUGGGUUCCAGGAGAAGAGAGGCACAAGUUCGAACAGGACUGGCAGCCAGACCCACUUGUUGGGGGGCCUCUGAGCUGCUUGGCUGGGUCUCCUAUUUUACUGGACCUAAAGAGAAUGAGGCCCAGAGGCUGUGAUGGGAUGGAAACUGUAGGAGAGGUUAAAGGACCCCAGUUGCCAAGCUGAUCUGAAAUGGGCAGGGAGCUAAGCUCACCUGAACAUCCACAGAUAAAUGUUCUCUUCUUAGCCGUCACCACAUUCUGCAAUCAGUGGCUUCAGGAAAUACACACACUCACACACUGCCCUUGAACUCAAACUGUGCUCUCAGGGAAAUACAAAUAUUGUUUGCUUAUAGCUGUGAAACUAUAGCUUUGCUAUUUAUAAAAGCACUUGAGGUACUGUUGUCAUUUACGAAUCCUACUUGAUUUUGAAAAAGAAAAGUACUCAGAGUUUUCAAAGUGAGUUGAAUUUCUUAUAGAAGGUCCUAAUUUGGGGUUGCAAAAUCAUUUUUUCCCUUAACAUCUGAUUUGAGUGUUGUAUUAGAUCUCAUAAUCUGAAGAGCCAUCCUUCAUGGAAAUCCACAAAUAUCUCACAUAUGGCUCUUGCAAAACCAAUUUUGACAGGCUGAAUUUUCAUAUUUAUAGGUAAAAGAGUUGAUGCUUAGUUGACCAAAUCCUUUAAGCAUUUUGGUUACGUGAAUUUGUAUUUUUUUAAACCAUCAA